Messenger RNA from Psylliodes chrysocephalus, 4067 nucleotides. The record is from the annotation of a GenBank genome assembly. Lineage: Eukaryota; Metazoa; Arthropoda; Insecta; Coleoptera; Chrysomelidae.
CUUGAACUUGACGUCCAUAUAAAUACUAAGCUUCUUUAUCUUUGGUCCAGUCAAGAACUGGUCGUGCAAAAAUAAGCAUCGGCCAUGAAACAUACUUAUUUAUUAUUGUUGUUGCUGUUAACCGUCAGUGUGGGAAGGUCAUUCAGUUAUGGACAUGGCGUAAAAGGAUCAAUUAAUAAGAGUUACAGUAGCUCAUCUGCGUCAGCAUCCUCCUCAGCUUUCAGUAGCUCCUAUUCAUCAGGACUUGCAGACUCAGAUGGUUCCAACAAUGCUUUAAAAGCUAGCAGUGGAGCUUUUUCUUCCGCCUUUGCCGGUUCCGGUACAGAUGGAGCCUCGGCUAAAGUAGGUUCCGGAGCUUUUGCCGGUACUGGAUCAGGAGCUCUCUCUGGUUCUGGAUCUUUUUCAGGAACAGGUUUAAACUCGCAAUCAGGUUCCUAUGCAGGCUCUGGAUCGGUAUCAGGAUCUGGGUCAUCUCAAGGAUUAGGUCAUUAUAGUGGAGAAAGCAAUAAGGCUUAUGGAGGUGAAACAGGCCCAGGGCACAUUCCAGUUGUUGCUGUUGGUUCGGGAGCAAUUUCAGGAUCUGGAUCAUAUAUAUCUGGUUCAGGACCUCAUAAUACAGGACCAGGUCACAUUCCAGUUGUUGCUGGUGGUUCGGGAACAACUUCAGGAUCUGGAUCAUAUAUAUCUGGGCAAGGACCUCAUAAUCUAGGACCAGGAUUGGUUCCAGCAACAGGAAGUUCACACACUGCUUCAGCAAAUGACAAGUUAAAUCCGCAAAUAUCUGAAACACCAUGCGGUGGAAAUGCAGGAUGUAGUAUUUCUGGUAGCCAACGUUACUCAGGAUCAGGAAUUAUUGUAGGAAUUGGAGCUCCUGGUCAAGAUUCAGAUAAAAUUUUACCAGCAAAUGGAGCCAAUAGUUAUGCAGGAGCAAGUGGUAACAAUAUCCGUGUGAACGAUUUUCAAAUUCCAGAAGAAUACUCGCCAAAAACUCAAUUUCCCGAUACACCAAAACAUCAAUUCCCAGGUCCACAAGGUAGUAUCUAUGAUUCCAAACCAGUUCCACAAGGUGGCGGCGUACAAAAAAUUCCUGAUAUACAGAAAAUUCCAGAACAACACACGUAUAUUCAAUCAGGAUCCAUCGAAAAUUCGUAUGCGAAUUCCAAUGCAGGCUCCUUUAAGCCAGGAAGCUGUAAAAGUUGUAAGGGGCCUUUUCCAGGACCCAAAGGCAAUAUAAAUGAUUACAAGCCAGCACCACAAGGCGGUCCACCUGCUUGGAUACCUGAACAACAGACUCAGCCGCCUUUAGUUAGACCACCUAUAGAUAUCAGUAAAUUUCCUGGAUCUCCAGGUAGUAUUUAUGAUAGUAAACCAGUUAAUCCAGGAGGUGGUAAAAUACCAGUCGGUAUUAUUCCAGUAGUUAUUGGUGGCCCUCAGUACAAUCAACGCCCUCAAAAUCAACCCUCAUAUAACCAAGGUCCUCACAAUCAACCUGCAUUUAACCAAGGUCCUCAUAAUCAACCCACUAAUCAAGGUCCUUACAAUCAACACACAUACAACCAAGGUCCUCAAAAUCAACCUACAUAUAACCAAGAAGCACCUCAACCAAAACCCGGCGCUAUAGCUGUAAGUGUUAUAGGAAAAUUACCAGGCCCUACUGGAAAUAUUCACAAUAGUGUUGAAGUUGGUAAACCUGUAAUUCAACAAGUUCCUGUUUCUAUCGUACCCGGUACAUAUGAUUUCCCAGGCCAACCAGGAAACAACAAUAACAAUAAACCUGUGAGUGGACAUGGAUGCAUUAAUGGUCAAUGCUUAAAUCAGCCUGAUUUUAGACCCGAACCAAAUAAUAAACCUGGCUAUCCAGACUGUACUCACGGUGAAUGUGACGAAUUUGGAGGUAGAUUAGGAUGCCAUGGUGAUGAUUGUUUUGGUCCUGGAAAGAAACCAUCUUAUGGACAUUCUGGAUCAGAUGAUAAAACGCAAAGUAAUAGUAACGCUCAACACCAAAAUGGAAAUAUUAAUUAUAAUUUCAAUCAACCUACACCAGGAAAUUAUAAACCUGAUUGUUCUAGAGGCCAAUGUAAUAUUAAUGGAGCUUACUAUCCUGAAAAAUCUCUUCCUGGUACACCAGGUAAAACUUGUUCUGGAUUUGAAUGUUUAGAUCAUGAAGGACCUCAAGUUAAUGUACCUGUAGUUGUUGUACCAGAGCCUGUUAAGCCAGAAAAGGUCGAUCACAAAAUUAGUCCUGAGCAUCCAAAACUAGAUUUCGACAUUGACCUUAGGCAAAAGCCCGACAAUUAUUAUAAUCCUAUUCAUAAAGAGCCUUCCGAUAAUAGCAAGCACACCAGUUCCAAUAGCAAUGCUAACGCACACAGUUCAAAUAAUCAAGAAAAAAUCAAUGUACAAAUUGACCAACAACCUGAUCAUAUUCCAAAUGACAUUCCCGUAGAAGCGGAUUAUCCAUCAACUCAACACCAUCCCAAAGAAUCUUCUACAUCUAAUCCUAAUCUUCAUGAAGAAAAACCAGGAGAAAGUAGAGAUUUCUUACUUCCAGGAAAUAAGCCGUAUCAUCGGCACCAUGUUAAACCUCACCGUCCAAGUCAUGAGAAGGAUCAUCCUAGACCCACUCAAGAUGAUCGUCCUAAAAAAAGCCACGAUGAUCAGCCUAAUCUCAAUCAUGAAAAUCAUCCUGAGGGAAGUCUCCCUCAACCAUUACCUGGCAGUACAUAUUAUAAAUGUACAGGGGAAUCUUGUGAACUUCCUAAACCAGGCGGUUCUCACCCAGAGGAGCCCGGCAAAACUUAUUACAGUUGUAGUGGUUCCUCCUGUCCAUUACCUCACGUUGCCCCAAAUCAACCUGAACCAAGUACGCCGGGAUGUCAUGGAAAUCAGUGCGGAGCUGGGGGUAAAGACAGGCUUUUUCCUUCACCAUUUGUGCCUCCCACAAGUAAUAAUGGGCCAUCAGUCUCGCCUGUAGUACUGCCAGUAUUAAUAGGUGUUCCACCUCAAGGAAAUCAAGAACUCCCAAGGCCGGGAAAUCAAGAUAGCACAUUUGGGGGAAAAUAUUCCGGAUCUGGAAGUGUGGCUAACGCAGGAGCCAAUUCAUUCAAAGAGACUGGAGACGAUAAUUUACCAGGUACUGGACAUCUCCCCUUAGACCACUCAUUAAACAAUCCAUAUAACAAGAAUAAUGGAUGUUCUUCAGGAACAUGCCAAUUACUUCCAGGCUUAAAUUCGCAAGGAUUUGUUUCUGGAAAUGUUGUUGUACAAAAAGCUGAUGGCCAACAAGUUCCUGUAAUUGAUGUCCAUAUUCCCAACAAUCAAGCUGGACACGGACAGCCUUGCAGUGGAAGCAAAUGUAGUUUACCAAAUCAACCUGGUUAUGGUGGACAAUAUAUCGGAGGGAAUGCAGGUAGUUAUUCUGGAUAUUCUGGAGUUCAGCCAUGUACCAAAGGUAACUGUCGUACAUCUAGUCAACCAGGAAAUGGAGGAGCGUAUUCUGGAGGUAUUUCUGGAGGUAUUUCUGGAUCCAAAUCUGAAAAUUCUGAUAGACCAUGUGGAAAUGGUAAUUGUGGACACGGAAUCAAUGCAGUUCAAUUUGGAGGUCAUUCCGGUGCACAGUCUGGGAGUUUUUCAGGUGCUUCCAAUUUUGGAGGAGUAAAAGGUGGUGCCCACAUUCCAAUAAACGGUGGUUCAUAUAGUGGAAGUGGAGCUUUCAGUGGCUCUAAUGCAGGUUCCUUCUCAUCCGCAAACAGUGGCAACGGACAAGAUGCUAAUUUUAAAGCCCUUAAAGAUAUAUUGUCAGAGAGUCUAAAAUACAGUGGACUUCAAGGAGAGGUUCCAGGAGCUUUUGGUGCUGGAUCUUUUGCUCACAGUGGAGCUUCCAGUCAUGGAUCUUCUUCAGCUUAUUCAGGUGCAUUUUCAAGUGCUGGAUCCUAUUAAUAAAUGUUUUUUUUUAAGAUGUGCUUAAGUGAAGUGCAUGGACGCUACUUAUACAAUGUGAUUUUAAUAUUAAGUGCCUCAAAGAAUGUGAUCUUUUUUUAUAUUUUAAUAAAUAUUUUGUCUAAUUU